UCCACUUUAGGAUAAGGAUCCGAAAAAAAGAUCAAGAGAUGCCAGGAAUCACCGCUGAUCUGGACAGACACCCUUUGCCUGCUGCUGCCCCACACUCAACAGGGAGCUGCUGAGGAGCUGCAUGGUCCAUCCUGGGAUUCUCCAAGCACUGACUGCCCAUCCACAGUGACCACAGCCAGGGGCCACAUCCCACUGCCUGCCCAGCGUCCAUCCAUGGAGAUGAGCACCAUGUCCACACCUCCCACCUCACCCACUGAAGAUCCAUGUGAGGCAGAUAUCACCAAUGUGGCCAUCCACAGUGCCAUGCUGUUCAUCUGCCUCUGUGGGCUGUUUGGGAAUGGGGCUGUGCUCUGCCUCCUCAGACUGGAAAGCACUAACAGUGUUAUCUUUCAUUUGGGUGUAGCUGAUUUCCUCUUCCUUGUCUUCACGGUGCCCUCUUCCCUGCUUUUCCUGCUGGAGGAUAUGUCCUGCUCUCCAACUGUGCCUCUGGUGUACCUGAGCUUCCUUUUCCAGCUGUCAAUGGUCUCCUACUACUGGGUGCUGUUCUGGCUAACAGACUUCGGCAUAGCAACGGGCAUUGACAAGCUCUGUGAGCUCCUCUGCCGCUGCCACCUCCCCAAGCGCCUGUUGUGGGUGUUGAUGGGCAUGGAACUCUGGGCCUUCUUCGCUCUCAUCACUGUCAUUCCCACAGUGACAGUUCUGUGCCCAUCACAUGAGCAGCAGCACUGCUGGGCAGCUCUCUUCUCCAUUUUCACUGUCAUCCUGCUCCUCCGUGCUGCAUCCACAGUCAUUUCCACCACGAUCUACUUCAUUAAGGCCAAAUGUGGUUCCCAGCAGCAGCAACGCAAAAGGCGCGACAUCGCCAUCUUCCUCAUGGUGCUCUUCAGUCUCGUCCUCACCCUUUGGAAUUUCCUGCAGCAGCUCGGUUACACCCCUGUGUCCUCCAAGUUUCUUUUCCUGAUCGCCUGCAUCAACAGCACCAUGAAACCCUUCAUUUACUUUUUGGUGGGGAGGUGUUGGAGACCCUGCUCUGUGGGGUCCCUCAGGGAAUCACUCCAAAGGGUUUUUGAGGAGCCAGAAGAAAAUACUCCCAGGAGAAAUGAUGCCACCAAGGACACGGUGCUCUGAGCCUGUUCAUCCCUUCCCCUGCACUGCUGAAGGACCCCGGGACAGUGCCUGAGGGUUUCCUUGACUCACCUGAUCAAUAAAUACCCACAGGAUCCCCUCCUGCACUGCAAUCCUGCAGGAGAAGGGAGCAGGGGCAUUGCCACGGGCAAUGUGGGAGGGAUGCUCUGCAGGGAGCACAUUGGAGCGUGGCUUUCCUCCUCCCUCCCGGUUCCACACGGCUCUGAGCAGGGCAGCCGGGCUCAGUCCUGUUCCCCAGCUCCAGUGCCCAUGGAAUGACCCUCAGUGCCUCGGCCCCAGGGAAUAAACUGCGUCUCCUUUGGCUCAGCAGAGGAGUCUCACGGUGUUUUGGGGGAUCUCUUGCCUGGACAGGGUGUSACAGGUUGAGCCCUGGGGACACACCCAGCACGGGGCAGCGGUGAUUUCCCAAAUCUCUGCGGGGCUGGUGCCUCCAGAUGGCAGGAGAGGGGUUGGGAUGGCCCGGAGCAUCUUUCCCCUUCUGUCCCGCAGAGCCGGCCCUGCAUUCCCGGCUGAUGGGAAGAGACCAAGCUGGCACCAGGUAGGGCUGCAGAGCUGGGCAGGAACAGCAACAUUCCCUUCUGCUGAUGGGGGAAUUUGUCACAUUCUGUAAUUCCAGAAUUAAAUCAUUCUGAGUAAACUGCAGGGUCGAUGCUGAACUCCACUGAAGCCUUGUGCCUGUGACCAAAAAGAGCUCAAAAUAUGGAAAUUCACAUCACCAGAUGCUUGGGCCAUUUAAUUGUACAAAAAUUGGGGGUUUAUGAUGCUGUUCUGCAGAAUAGGGCAGUCCUCUGGUUCCUCAGCAUCAAUGUCCAAGGAAACCCUUGACCACCUCUGUCCUGACCCUGGCCAUGCUCAGGAGGAACUGAACAGCGACUCUGCACAGCAGCUUCAGCCAAAAUCCAGAUUAUACUGAACUUUUUCCUUUUGUUACUACCCCUAAAUCAGACUUGGAUUUAUUUCUUAUGUUAGUUCCCAGUGUGAUUCUGACAGCAAGAUUUGUUUAAUAAGCAACAUCCACGCUUUGCUGCAGAGCUUGGCCCUGCUGAACAGCAUAAAAAAUGGUUCGUUUCUUCAUUUUUCUCUCAUUCUAUAUCCUCUGUCUUUUCUGAGGAGGGCAGGUACCCAUC
This is a messenger RNA of Malurus melanocephalus (red-backed fairy wren), 2273 nucleotides long. Its product is annotated as mas-related G-protein coupled receptor member H-like. The transcript is spliced from 2 exons. The coding region runs from base 214 to 1128 and encodes 304 amino acids. The record is from RefSeq and is a predicted model, not a curated record. Gene Ontology annotation, biological process: G protein-coupled receptor signaling pathway. Gene Ontology annotation, molecular function: G protein-coupled receptor activity. Lineage: Eukaryota; Metazoa; Chordata; Aves; Passeriformes; Maluridae. Gene Ontology annotation, cellular component: membrane.